UGCGAACUCUCCUAUUGAUUGGAGAAUCCGGCUCAUUAAGAUCCGUUGGAAAAAUGUUUUCGACUUUUGUUUACUUGCGUUCACUGGAUCUGAGCAGCUGCAAUGUUUACAAUUUACCAGAAUCGUUGGGUAUUAUGAUAUGCUUGAGGUAUCUUGAUGUCUCUUACACACCUAUUCGUCUGUUACCUGAAAGCACAAGCAAACUUUGUGCUCUGCAGACUUUAAACCUUUUUGGUUGUCAUAAUCUUAGGAGCUUGCCUUUCUUAGGAGGCAUGACCGGCCUAAGACAUCUCAAUAUAACUGGAUGCCAAAGUUUGGACGGGAUGUGUACUGGUAUUGUAAGGUUACGCCAACUUCAGACAUUGCCAUUAUUUGUCGUUAGCUGGGAGAUCAUGCAUUCCGUCAUUGCCAAUAACAUCAAUGCUUGGAGGAGUCUCAGAGCUCUGCAACAUUUAAAUCUUUAUGGAAAGUUAAAUAUUAUACAGUUGGGGAGAGUUAGAAAUUCAUCCAUAGCACAUUAUGCUGGAUUGAAGACGAAGGAAAAUCUUGAGUUAUUGGGAUUAUACUGGGGACUAUACCAGGGAUUUGAAGGUUUGGACGAUUCAUUCACGAAACUACAUAAAGCCCAACAUAAAUUAGACAUCUCAGGAUCAAACAUAGGUCCAAAACAGCAUGAACCUGAUGCUAGAGUGGCCGAAGAAAUUCUUGAAGGCCUGCAACCACACAAUAAUCUGAAAAUUCUAGUUAUACAUGGGUAUCCAGGAAUCAAAUUUCCUCAUUGGGCUCUCCCUAAUAUAGUUUCAUUUAAUUUGGCCUAUUGUAGAAAUUGUGAACAUCUUCCUGCCCUUGGAAGUUUGCUGCUACUUAAGACUCUUUCUCUGCAUCGAAUGGAUGCUGUGAGAUGCAUUGGUACAGAGUUCUAUGGUGAUGGAGCAGACAUACGGUUUCCAUCACUUGAAGAACUAUCAAUCAGUGAUUUUGCAAACUUAGAGGAGUGGUCAAGUGCAAUUGAUGGAAAUGCAUUCCCUAGAUUGAAGAAAUUAACUGUCAAAAGUUGUCCCAAGUUAGCACAUAUACCCUUAUGUCAGUCACUUCAACAUUUGGAGCUGCGGGAUUGUAAUCCAACAUCAAUGCCCACAGCAAAUUUAACUCUCCUUUCUGUGCUUGUUAUAGAAAAAAUUCCAGAGCUAUCCUGUCUCCCAGAAGGGUUUUUUGCAUCAGCUCAUCUGUCUUCUCUGGAGAUCUUGUGUUGCCCCAAGCUUCAUUUACUGCCUUCAGAGAUGGGAAACCUUACUUCUCUGAAAUCAUUAACCAUUCGUUGUUGUGAACAGCUGUCCUCUCUUCCACAGACUUUGCAAAACCUCAAAUCUCUGCACUCACUAGAGAUUAGUGGUUGUCACAGUAUUAUGUCCAUGCCAGAUGGUGGAAUUGGAGGUUUGUGUUCCCUUCGGACUUUGUUCAUUGAGAGCUGCAGUAAUCUGAUUUCUCUGUCAUCAAGUUUGGAGCAUCUCACAUUCCUUGAACACUUGAGCAUUAUGAAUUGUCCAAAUCUUGGUUCUUUCCCAGAGGGUGUGCAACACCUCUCCUCUCUUCGGAGUUUGACUAUCUUGAGCUGUCCUUGGUUUGAUGCUCUGCCAAAUGGGAUACAAAAUGUCCCGACGCUGCACUGCUUGGAAAUUAUUAGCUGCCCUAAUCUAACAGUUUUGCCAGAAUGGUUUGGGAAUCUUGCUUCGCUUCGAUCUUUGACCAUAUCUGAUUGUCCUAAUUUAAAAGUACUGCCACCAGGUCAAAAGCUUCUCAAAAAACUCCAACACCUCUCUAUUCAAGAAUGUCCUGAGCUCGAGCAAAGAUGUAGACCAGGAAGUGGCGAGGAUUGGUUGAAAAUAGCACAUGUCCCACAUAAGUACAUUGGAUCACCUCAGGUCAGCCAGUCCGGUGAAGCAAGCACAUCGGGCAGCUCUUCUGUUCAAACAGCUUCUCAAUAAGCAACUUCUGUUUCAUUGUCAUCGACAAGCUAGUAUCAUUAUGUUUUGAAGCUUCUCAUUGAACUCCAGUACCUCCCUGUUCAAGAAUGUCCCAGCUUGAGUGAUGCAAGUGCAAAAUUAUUAAGAAGCAGGUAGUUGAAAAGAUACACUCAAGCCAUGUGCUUGGUGUUGGAAAAGCCAAGCAAUCUUUUAUGUUUCGUUUAUUUUGUUCGUAAUUAAGCAGUUGUUCGUUGUGUUGAUUAAGUUAACACAGGAAAACUUUGUAAUUCUAUAUUUUUAAGAAAAAUUUGUAAUAGUUAGAGUUUCUAGGGUUUUUAUGUUUAUUAUUUUGAAGAGUUGAGUGUAGUCGUCAUUUUUAUCAUAUUAUCCAAAAAAUUCAAGACCUUUCCCCAGUUUUUGGGUGGAUUCCCUACAUUCUUAUUUCUAUAUUUGAUUUCCCACUCCC
This is a messenger RNA of Prunus avium (sweet cherry), 2430 nucleotides long. Lineage: Eukaryota; Viridiplantae; Streptophyta; Magnoliopsida; Rosales; Rosaceae. The record is from RefSeq and is a predicted model, not a curated record.